Molecule: messenger RNA, 1329 nt
Organism: Lithohypha guttulata
Lineage: Eukaryota; Fungi; Ascomycota; Eurotiomycetes; Chaetothyriales; Trichomeriaceae
Gene: CDC73
Product: accessory factor associated with RNA polymerase II
Exons: 2
Coding region: 1-1329 (442 amino acids)
Biological process (GO): positive regulation of transcription elongation by RNA polymerase II; transcription elongation by RNA polymerase II
Cellular component (GO): Cdc73/Paf1 complex
Molecular function (GO): RNA polymerase II complex binding
Source: RefSeq, a predicted model, not a curated record
AUGUCUACUGCCGACCCUUUACUGUUACUACGCAACUCGCUCGCAGUCUCCAAGCCUCCUCAACUGACAACGACGUUGAAUCCCGACGAAGCAGUCGCAAAUACUACACAGUCUUUCGCGGAGGCAAGCCACCUCUAUUUCUCGUACCCAUCACCGCAAUGCCUGCCCUUAACGGCACCUACACGUUUCACCUCGACCACGCCAGAUACAGUACAAGUCGACCUGCGAAGUAUAUACUUUGCUUGGGUACAGAAAGAUGUAACCGUAUCUGAUUACAUCGCCUCUGCACAGGAGCUGAAUGGACAACUACCCGAUGGUCAGAGGAUACGGAAUUUGGUAUUCGUGGAAAGAAUAGAACUUAUGACAUGGCUGGAGGGUGCAUCAGACGAGUCUGAAUAUAUCAAACCGGUGGAAGGCGCUCCAGGCACAGACACUGCCGCUGCUAAGGCUGCCGAAAUCGCUGGAGGAGCUGGCGUCCCUGUACAGCCAGGGACAGGCGCAACGACAACACAGCAGGUCGGAGGGAGGACAGUAAGAGUAGUGGACUCGCGGUUGCAGGCCAUAUAUAACGGAGAGCGCAAGACGGCUGAUCACAACUCCGUAUUACGCGGCAUAAAGCCAACAGACUUCUCUCACGUUCGCAAACAUGCAGAACUUUUCCUCGGCCGCCGCGGCGCAAAAGGCGCACCAAGCGCGCGUCCGGGUCAAUCAGCCUCCAAGGCUAUAGCAGCACGGCCAAUCCCACCUGCGAAACCAGCUCAGUCGAAUGUAAACAGCAAGCGUUCAGAUCCUAUCAUUAUGCUAUCACCAUCCGCAUCGAGUCUCCUCCGCAUGUCAAACAUUAAGUCGUUUCUCGACCAGGGAGUUUUCGUUCCACCAGAUCAUCCAGCUCUCAGCUCGCAAAUGACCCCGAAUAUCUUACACGUUACUCGAACUCUACCUUCCCUUUCUCCGAAGCCUUUCAGGUUCAUCCUAGUCGAUUCACCCGAUCAGUUCAAGCCAGAGUAUUGGUCUCGUGUCGUCGCAGUUUUCACCACGGGACAAACUUGGCAGUUUAAGAGCUAUAAAUGGCGCGAGCCACAACAGCUAUUUGAGAAUGUCUUGGGUGUAUAUGUCGGCGAGAAAGGCCUACCUCUUGCAACCGAGAUCAAGGGUUGGGGAAGUGCGGUCCGGAAAUUCGAAGUAGAAAGAUGGGACGAGAGAGCUCACGGGGUCGGGGUAGAUAUGGAUCAAAGAGCGAACAGGAGGUGGAGAGAUAGGGAGACUGUGGAAGAGCUGUGGAGAAGUAUUGAAAACAAUAUGAAAUCGAAAGGAGACUGGAAUAGAUGA